Messenger RNA from Lacerta agilis (Sand lizard), 2113 nucleotides. RefSeq names its product TAFA chemokine like family member 1 (gene TAFA1). Bases 761 to 1156 code for a protein of 131 amino acids. The transcript has 5 exons. Gene Ontology annotation, biological process: negative regulation of microglial cell activation; regulation of neuroblast proliferation; neuroblast differentiation. The record is from RefSeq and is a predicted model, not a curated record. Gene Ontology annotation, molecular function: receptor ligand activity. NCBI's taxonomy places the organism in Eukaryota, Metazoa, Chordata, Lepidosauria, Squamata, Lacertidae.
GGUGUUCCCAAGCACCUCCCGCAGGCGUUCCAGGGGGAGGGCUGGGCUGGGCUGGGCAGGUGAGUCAGCCGGAGGCUCCCGUGUGCCAGAAGAGGGGCCGUGUCCCUUUAAAGACAUGUGAUACUUUCCUCCCAGCCGGGGGAUGCAUUGAAAUAGACUCUUCGGUACUUACACCGCGCUGUAUAGGCGAUCUGUGCUUUUCCUACGUACAUCUGCUCUUACUCCGCUCUGAGUGCAUUGGAGGGAGACAGAUAUAUAGGAAAGGGGAGAGAGGGUGGAGGGAAAAAAAGGAGAGAGAGGGGUGGGCUGGUCUGUCAUUAAACAUCCACCGAUCCUCCUCUCCUAAGUGCCCUGGAAGCCUGCGAAUUAUCUCAAGAUCACUUGAAAGGUCUCAUCGAGCAGAAGGUGUCGCUCCGAGAUGAUUUAAAGGUGAAAAUGACAGGCUUCCCACCUCUCAAAGCUUGGCUACUUUUCUGACAGCCUGGGAGCGAGAGAGAGAGGGAGAGAGGCAGAGAGCGAGAGAGCCUAGAUGUCUUCUUUACUCUUGGAAUAGGAUUGCCAACGAGACACAGAGACACAAACCAAAACCCCGGUUUUGUUUUCGUGCGUCCUCAAGAAAGGCUGCUGUCGAAGAUUGCUGGGCGGAACUGCACGAUCCCGUGUUGUGGUGCAGAUGGAUUUUUUGGGGGAAAGUGUCCAGUCUUUCCAAUGAACGCGAACCGGGCACUGUGCUUUGGGUUGGAAUCCUCAGAGAACGGCCAUGGUCUCUGCAAUGUCCUGGGUCCUGUAUUUGUGGAUAAGUGCCUGUGCCAUGCUGCUCUGUCAGGGCUCACUUCACCACACCUUCCAGCAGCAUCCUCUGCACAGACCAGAAGGAGGGACGUGUGAAGUUAUAGCAGCACACAGAUGUUGUAAUAAGAAUCGGAUUGAAGAGAGAUCACAAACAGUAAAAUGCUCCUGUCUACCUGGGAAAGUGGCCGGGACGACGCGGAACAGACCGUCGUGUGUUGAUGCAUCAAUAGUCAUUGGGAAAUGGUGGUGUGAGAUGGAGCCAUGCCUAGAGGGCGAGGAAUGCAAGACGUUACCUGACAACUCAGGAUGGAUGUGUGCAACCGGCAAUAAAGUCAAGACCACCAGAAUUCAUCCGAGAACCUAACAAAACAUCUUCCGACAGCAGCCAGUGAAGGGAACCCCUGAAAGAUAAGAGGACAAAAAUCUUUAAACCAUCUCCAGCUUUUACAAGCCAAAUGGGAUUUUUUAUUUAUUUAUUUGCACUUUAACUCUGUACCAGAGGAAACUACAGUGGUUUACUUGUGCGGAGUCAGAUGCCCUAGAAAAAGCAGCGCACCAGAUUUGACAACAGUGAACAGAAAAGAGGGUGAAAGGAAAUAAGGAAAUUAAAAAGCAGUUACUGAGAAGCAAGUUUUCUGAUGUUGGAAUAUGAACAACAGACCUAUAAGUGUGGAUCUACAAUUUUUCUUUGUAUCAUUAAAAUAUAUAUAAAUAUAUGAGAUAUUUUGAAAUAAAGCCUGACUCUUAACAAAAUAUGAGCAGAAUCCACACUUUGCUGCAACUGCUUUGUAACCUUUUUUUAAAAAAAACGCACAGACGUUUUGGAGAUCAAGAAGACAACGGGAAAAGAACAUAAAGCAAGAUGACUUCUGACAAAAGCACUGGGAUGUUGCUUCUUCUUUUUUAUUAUGGUUCCUAUUAUUUCAACUGGACAUUCAAGGAAAUUCCACCAUUCCAUUUUCCUGUGUUCUGAAGUCCUUUUUUCUUCUUCUUUUCCUCCUCGUGCAACAAUAGCAUGCUGGCUUUGCUUACAUUAACCAUACUUUAUACUUAAUUGAUAUGUAAUACCAGUUCUACUUUCUUCCAAGGACGUCUUUUGUGGGGGCGGCACCAGUUGUCCCACAGAGAAGAGAAAGAUGACUCUUGACACUUGGGGGGGAAACACACAGUCUACGUUCAGAGGUUUAUUUGGCAGACUUUGGGUAGACUGCGAGCUACCUUAUUAAAGAAGCACUGUACAGAUCAUUGUCUACAGACUUUGUAUAGCUGGUAUAGACAAUCCUAGUAAAAAAAGAAAAGAAAAGUUGGUUGCUAACUUCAA